Molecule: messenger RNA, 1683 nt
Organism: Mycena indigotica
Lineage: Eukaryota; Fungi; Basidiomycota; Agaricomycetes; Agaricales; Mycenaceae
Exons: 9
Coding region: 1-1683 (560 amino acids)
Source: RefSeq, a predicted model, not a curated record
AUGACAGAGUUCGACCCGACACUCACCACGUCCGUGGUCAAUGCACUCUACAAAUUUGUCACGCUCGCGAAUUCUAUGCUCCGCAGUAAUAAUACUGGAGUCGAGCAAUGGACGGCAACACGAUGGGAGGAUUUUGUGAUGACGCUGCAAUGGCUUUAUGACAAUCACCCCAACGGAACUGCAAGUCAGGCAUUACUCAUCGAUACGAUGGAGCGGCUCAAGUGGACUGGUGUUCCAUGGGAGAAGGUUUUCUCGAAACAGGAAAGUCCAACUUGUGCUUCUGUACUACUGACGCUAAUCAGAACAACAGUAUUUUCCUACCGCGGCAGUCGAAAACACGCCCAACCCAUUCAAUCUGCCCUUGACUUGGCAUGGAGUCAACAUGGCAGAAGGGCUGAAAGCGCUUCCCGCGACCUAUCGCUUUACACACAACCAAUCAGGCUUGUCACAGAUUUUCCAUUACUAUCAUUGGCCUUACUUGGAGAUCAGAUUUGGACGCAGCCAGUUUGGGUUGGGACUUGUUGUUUCAGUAUCAUGGGCGGCCAUCAGGCAUCCUCCCUCAUCACUCCUUGUUCGACGUUGGCCGACAUCUUGCCAGGAAUUUACGCGGCUGACGAAUAUUUGGCUGGUCUCGAAGCUACAAGAGGCACUGAGUUGUGUCUCGUGGUCGAAACUAUGUUCUCGGGCUCGUAUCUCUACCAAGUCAUAGGCGAUCCGAAAUUUUCUGACCGGGUCGAACGCAUUGCUUAUAAUGCCUUGCCGGCGACGCUGACCGGAGACAUGUGGAAUAGUAAUUUGGUCGGGUUUGGCAAGAGUGAAAAUACAAAACUGAUGAGCGUUCACCAGCGCAUUUGUUACAACUCCGGAUAUGGCAUCCCUUGUGCAUGUUUAUCUGGGACCCUUCUCGACGUCGGUCACUCUCGCUCAAGGCAUAUAUUGUUUCUUGUCAAGAUGCUAGCUAACAAUGUCCAGGUAAUGCUGUCACCGCCAAUGUCGCAACGUACGAACUUUCAACUUUUUAUCGAGCCCUAUCUUGACGCGAUUUGUUCGAUAAGAUUAUAUCCAUUCAGCGACACACUUACCACCACCAUCACUGCUAAAUCAGCAUUCACUUACCAGGUUCGCAUUCCCGGCUGGGUUGUCAACGGAACCAUCGCGAUCAACGGUGCGCCAGCAAAGCCACUUGCGCCAGUAAACGGGCUUCAGGCGGUCGCGGCAAACUCCGGGACGACAACGUUCGUUUUGAAUCUACCUGCGGUCAUCACAACGGAGGCGCGACCCCAUGGAGCCAUCGCUGUGCAUCGUGGACCCUUGAACUAUGCAUUCGACAUCCCUCGAAAAACUAAAGUUCUUGCAACGAAUGCCGAUCAGCCUAUGGCUCAAGACUUAGAGUUCGAUGCCACGGCGAGCUGGCAAUACGCUAUCGACCCAGCCACUUUGGCGUUCUCGUCCACUCCGCCCUCGUCUGGGGUGUUGCCUUCGCCGAUCUUCGAUUCGGGGUUGACACCAUCCAAGAUCACUGCGAGGGCGUGCUUGAUCAAUUGGGCAAUCCAGGCGCCGACGUUUGCUGCCAAGCCCCCGACAAAUCCCACCUGCACCGGACCCGCAACCACGAUAACUUUGACACCGUAUGGCGCUACGAAGUUGCGCAUUAGCGAGUUCCCUACGUUCAAAUCGACUUGA